GGAGAGAGAGUGUGCGCGAAGUUUGCAUUGAAUAAGAGUUGCAGUGUUUUGUGUUAGAGCUCUGUCUUUGACUCCAUAUAUGAUAAUCGUAUCCAAAAAAUACACAACAAUUUCAGUCUUGUAUUGAAUAUUGCAUUGAAUUUCAUAUUAAAAGCCAAAAGCGUUGACUUGUAUUGCAUUGUAUAUUGUAUUGUGUUUUUGCCAUUUGUUAUCCAUAGGCCAUACUUAUUAAUAGUGAUUUUUAAUACCUUGGUCAUAUUUCACAUCACAUACAAAUGGCUGAUGAUAAUAAUGAUGAGUUCGAGUUCGAAUACACCAAGCCCACGAGCACUGUAUCCCACGUGACCCGGCAGUCACUGAUCACGAAAACGACGCGAACCAUAAACCAGCGCCGGCUGUCGGAGCGCCAGAAGUCGGUAGAGUCGCCACCCGUAGAGCAGCCGAAGCUGAAAAUGCUUUACGGCCGCGAUCUGAAAGAGUACGACAACGUGGAUGUGGAGAACCUGUUGGCGCAGUUGUCGGCCGAAGAGUUGGAACAGUUGAGCGAAGAGGUGGACCCCGACGACAAUCUACUGCCGCCGUCGCAGCGCUGCAAAGACCAGACGUCUAAGUCGGCCACCGGUCCACUGAAUCGCAAAAAGUUGUUGACUUUUCUCACAAAGUUCGCCGCCGAACAGGAAGACUGGCCCGAGUUUAAGCAAUUCCAGCCCGGAGUCAAAAAAGGCAAAAUAUUUAUCCCCAAAGAGACGGACACUCCGGACCAGUCGUCCGACGAGAAGAUAAUACUGGACUUAGAGGACGGCGCGGAACAGGCGCUGGACGACGCGUCGGAGGCGGAUCUGGUAGACUUGGCGGGCAUUCUGGGGCUGCACUCGAUGCUCAAUCAGGACCAGUUCCACAACUCUAUACUAAACAAAGGCCAACGCAUUGGCGACAAGUUUGAGUCGAUAGUGAAGGCGCCGACGCCCAAGAAGUUGCCCUUCGAACCGGACAACAUCACCGAUCCGGAGGCCACCGCCAAACAGGUGAUCGCCAACGACCCGAACCUCAAAGAGCUUAACUGGAAUAACAUUAAGUUUAUUCCUCGCGAGACGUUUAAGAAGAUGUUCGACGGCCUCAAGAAUAACACUCACCUCCAGACGAUUCAUCUCUCCAACACUGGCCUCACCGAUGGACCCGCAGAGAAAUUGGUGGAAGCGCUCAAAGAGAACACAACGUUGCGGACGAUAAGUCUGGAGAGUAACUACUUGUCGGGACCGAUGUUGCGGACACUGAUCCAGUCGUUGCUGGCGAAGCAACGGAUACUGGAGUUCCGGGCGUGUAAUCAGCGGCCAAUAAUUAUGGGCAAUCGGAUUGAGAUGGAAAUCGCCAAAGCGGUCGAGCAAAACGAUACACUCCUACGGCUGGGCCUGUGCUUUGACGUGCCCUGCGCUCGCCAAAAGGUGACAGAUCAUUUACAAGCCAACAACGAUAAUAUCCGCAUUAAUCGAGUAUAUAAUGUGCAGAGAUAAUUUGCAGUUAGCAACUUUUCACCCACACGCGCGUCUAUAUAAAUAUUAUAAUAAAUUUUAAUUAAUAAUAAAUUUGUCACUUUAUUUGUACACUAAUUGACUACACAUUUUGAUUUUCAUUUAAUUUUUUUGAUUUUUUUUUCAAUUAAUGGAAAGAUUAUUAUUAUUAUAUAUGUGUUGUAAAGAGAGGUUAUAUAUAUAAUAUAUAUAAUUACAAAGACCGAUAUUAAUUACCAUAUGUUUAGUUUAUAUAUUUUAAUCAUGGUUUAUUUUUAAGUUUUAUUUCUAGGCAUUAAUUACUGCCUAAAUAUCGGCCGAU
Messenger RNA from Medioppia subpectinata, 1830 nucleotides. Lineage: Eukaryota; Metazoa; Arthropoda; Arachnida; Sarcoptiformes; Oppiidae. The record is from the annotation of a GenBank genome assembly.